Molecule: messenger RNA, 945 nt
Organism: Heterobasidion irregulare TC 32-1
Lineage: Eukaryota; Fungi; Basidiomycota; Agaricomycetes; Russulales; Bondarzewiaceae
Exons: 4
Coding region: 1-945 (314 amino acids)
Biological process (GO): positive regulation of protein catabolic process
Cellular component (GO): cytoplasm; nucleus
Molecular function (GO): ornithine decarboxylase inhibitor activity
Source: RefSeq, a predicted model, not a curated record
AUGUCGAAUUCAAUCAUGAUGAAUAUUUCAAAACCGAUAUCUAGUCCUUGCCCCGCCAACGGCCGUCAAACCGUUGGGGAUGGGGCUUUCUCUACCGACGCUACUCCUAGUGUGCUUGCUGUUUGCCACGUACAGGGCAAUGACAACAUGUACUACUACUCUACUACGUUCUCUGGCGGGCCUGGGGUACGUUUUUCUGGCGGUUUUGACGUCCCUAAAUCCAAAUGCCCUCCUGACCGAGGGUCGUCGGACUGUGUGAGAGACAGUCCGGCGUCGAUCGCCAAAUCCGCAUAUUCCACUCUUCUUCGUGCCACCUCCGCUUCCCCCGCUUCGCCUUCCUACUUUUCUUCCCGCCCUGCAGCUCCCGCCUCCGGCCCAACGGCUCAAAAGCCUCUGUACUUCCCGCUUGCCGAGUCUCUUCCCCAAUCGGCCGUAUCCCCUCAACCGAUUCCCAAGUCUGCGGUUGCGGCAUAUGCGCACGAACUUGCGACACCCCCCCUCACGCCGGACGAUGACGACGAUGACGACUCCUCCGAAUCGGGCUCGGACCUCGGACAGACGUCUGACGAUGCGCUUGAGCUACUCGCCGCGCUGUUCCCCCGAGACGCGGUGAAUGCCCUGCCCCACGCCAAGCGUGUGUCCAUUUCUUCCCCGGGCAUUGGCGCAUCCUUCGAUGGGGUCGUACUCACGCUGCCGGGCAAGCCACGAACCCUGUACGUCGACGGGAAGAGCGCCGAGAUCGUCAGCUUGCGUGAGAGUAUCGUCGCCCUCCUUGACUUGGCGGAUGAACAUCUCGAGUGCAAUGCGCUCGUCAUUGCGCUCGAAAAAACUACCCCGGCGCUGGGCGACCUCUUGCACUCGCUCAUGUAUGUCGGCGGCACCGUCGUUACUAAACCUCCGUUCCAGGUCGACUCCGCGUACAUCCUCGUCGGUCUGGAGAUCUAA